This is a messenger RNA of Paramuricea clavata, 2295 nucleotides long. The record is from the annotation of a GenBank genome assembly. NCBI's taxonomy places the organism in Eukaryota, Metazoa, Cnidaria, Anthozoa, Malacalcyonacea, Plexauridae.
ACCAAUGUGGACUCAUUUUUAUAUUCCCACCCUGAAGCUUUGGUCCUAAUUACGGGCGACUUCAAUUUUAGAAGCACGGGUCUCGAUGCAAACCAUCUUAAAAGAAUUGCUGGUCUGACGCAGAUAGUCAAGGUAGCUACCAGAGCUGAUGUAACUUUAGACUGGUGUUUAACCAACUCAAAGGUGGAUAAUAUUUACGAAUCAAUCCAACUUCCUCCCAUUGGAACCAGUGAUCAUUAUACGAUUCUUAUGAAAGCCCAACCUUCUCCCUCAAAGCCAGACAAUUCACAUAUAUGGAAACGUGAUCUCAGAGAUAGCAGGAUACGGCCUUUUGGACGAUAUAUCACUACAUUUGACUGGUCUCCUAUCUUGGACAUACAUGACUGUGAUACAAAAUAUGAAAAGUUUAACGAUACAAUGACUGUGAUGAUUGAAAAAUUCUUUCCCUUGGAACGGAUUAAAGUACGAAAGUGUGAUAAGCCUUGGAUGACGUCAUCAAUAAAGUCUGCUAGUGGGAGACGCCAAAAAGCCUUACACGAAAGCGGGAAAAAUUCAGAUAUUUAUAAAUAUUGGCGUAACAGAGUCCAAUCAUGCAUUAAAGUUGCACGAAAGAUCUACUAUAUGAGGUCAGUUGAGAAAUUAAAAAAUUCUAACCCGGCAAGAUGGUGGAAAGAAGUGAAAGCCAUUGGUGGUCUCUCGUCAAAAAAUUCUUGGUAUUCUCAGCUAUUUUCUGAUGAUGUUCGGAAUUGCGAAGAACUGGCCGAAAAUUUUAAUAACUUUCUUACUGCCCUUACAUCACAUUUUGACCCUCUAACCCUCGACGAAAUCCAGGAGGGCCUAGAAGUACCAAACCAUUACCUCGUUGACGCCCAACAGAUCUAUAGGAAAAUUAGUAAAAUUAAAACCACAAAAUCACCGGGUCCUGACAUGUUUCCAAAUAAAAUCCUGAAAACAUUUGCCUUUGAGCUUGCCCCAGUUAUCUCAGACAUUUUCAACUCAUCCAUGACACAAGGCACCUUCCCAAAGGCAUUGAAGAGAUCUAUUGUAGUGCCUGCCCCUAAGGUAUCACCCCCAAAGAGUAUUGAAGACGACCUACGACCAAUAUCUUUAACAUCUCAGAUCGCCAAAGUUAUGGAGGAUUGUACUUUGGACAAUUUUUUUCCUGAAGUUGUAAAUAAACUUGACACCAAACAAUUUGCACUCCCCAAGAAAUCAACGACCCACGCUUUGGUCUACCUUUUACAUUCAAUCUUGGUUGCUCUUGAGAGAGGUUCCUGUACUGCCAGAUUGUUCUUUGCAGAUUUCAAGAAAGGUUUUGACCUAGUAGACCACAAUGUUAUUAUUAAAGAAUUAACCCUGCUUGGUACCCAUCCCUCUAUAAUUCGGGGGAUUAAAGCCUUCCUCUGCGAUCGCGAACAAUGUGUCCGGGUGGGAACUUCUAUGUCCUCUUGGAAGAAAACAAAUGGUGGCUUGCCACAAGGUACAAAGUUGGGUCCAUUAUUGUUUGCUGUUCUCAUUAAUUCCUUACUCAAAAACUGGCCAAGUAGGAUCAAGUUUGUGGAUGACACCUCAGCCCUAGAGAUUAUACCACGUUUUUCAUCCAGUUUAAUGCCAUUAGUCGUAAAUGAAAUCUCGGACUACGCCUUAGAACGUGGAAUGGAACUAAAUUAUAAGAAAUGCAAACAAAUGUUGAUCAACUUUCUUAAAUAUAAAGGAUCUGAUGAUGAAACCCCGAUCUAUGUUGCAGGUAAACCGGUGGAAACUGUGUCCUCUUUCAAACUCCUAGGUGUAUGGAUAUCAAACGACUUGUCAUGGAAUACUCAUGUCGACAUGGUAUUGAAAAAGGCAAAUUCUCGCUUAUACGCAUUGCGUCGGUUAAAAAAGGCUGGUCUUCAAGCAUCUGACAUCGUCCAAAUAUAUAUCUCAUUCAUCAGAUCCAGAAUUGAAUAUGCAUCCCCUGUAUGGUCGUCAAUACCUAAAUCAUUAUCUGACAUUCUGGAAUCUGUUCAAAAGAGAGCAUUGAGAAUAGCUUAUCCAGAUCUGUUAUAUGAUGAAGCCCUUGAAAUUUCAAACUUACAGUAUCUGAGUACUCGUAGAGACAUCUCUUGCAAGAAAUUCGUCGAAUCUCUGCGACGUGAUGUUUCACCCUACAACCCUUUGACCCAAAUUAUGGAAAUUCGUCCCGGGGUAAAAACUCAUGAUUAUGACUUAAGGAAUGACAGAACGGCCGAACAACCUUUAUGGUCAGAAACCACUGAACGGUUAAAAAACUUCGUGACUAGGAAAUAUUAUUAG